Molecule: messenger RNA, 2485 nt
Organism: Pseudoliparis swirei
Lineage: Eukaryota; Metazoa; Chordata; Actinopteri; Perciformes; Liparidae
Gene: gtf2h1
Product: general transcription factor IIH, polypeptide 1
Exons: 15
Coding region: 204-1856 (550 amino acids)
Biological process (GO): transcription by RNA polymerase II; nucleotide-excision repair; transcription by RNA polymerase I
Cellular component (GO): transcription factor TFIIH holo complex; transcription factor TFIIH core complex
Source: RefSeq, a predicted model, not a curated record
UUCUUGAUUGUUAACGUUAGCUAACGUGCCGCGAGUGAGCUAAGUUAUUAUAAUAAAGGCUUGUGUGUGGUUAGAUUGCGUUAACUGGCAGAAGGGCACAUGCCAUUCAAUCAGGACGGUGUGGUGAAAUCAGCUGAACUGGUAAUGUUACUGGCUUCAUCCCUGCGCCAGUUAAUUAGGUUAAGUAACGACUAGUUUGAGCCAUGGCAGCAUUAUCAGAGGAGGUGCUGCUGGUGGUGAAGAAGGUUCGCCAGAAGAAGCAGGAUGGCACACUUUAUCUGAUGGCUGAACGGAUAGCCUGGGGUCCAGAGGGUAAAGACCGCUUCACAGUCAGCCACUUGUAUGCAGAUACUCGCUGUCAGAAGAUCAGUCCAGAUGGUAAAUCCAAAAUUCAGCUGCAGCUGGUGCUUCACACUGGCGAGAGUACCACAUUCCACUUUUCCAAUGAUAGCAGUGCACUCAAAGACAGAGAUGCUGCCAAGGAGCUGCUGCAGCAGCUGCUGCCCAAGUUCAAGAAGAAAGCCAACAAGGAACUGGAGGAGAAAAACAGGAUGCUUCAAGAAGAUCCAGUGCUUUUCCAGUUGUAUAAAGAUCUGGUCGUGAGCCAGGUGAUCAGUGCAGAUGAAUUCUGGGCAAACCGGUUAGGAGACACAAACCAUGCAGACCCCUCUUCAUCCAACAACAAACAGGAAGUCGGUAUAUCUGGAGCCUUUCUGGCAGACAUUAGACCUCAGACAGAUGGCUGCAAUGGCUUGAGAUAUAAUCUGACUGCUGACAUAAUUGAAUCCAUCUUCAGAACAUACCCUACAGUGAAAGAGAAGUAUUGUGAAAAUGUGCCCCAUAACCUGACGGAGAAGGAGUUCUGGACCCGCUUUUUCCAGUCCCAUUAUUUUCACAGAGACCGCAUCAACACAGGAACACAGGAUAUCUUCUCAGAGUGUGCCAAGCAGGAUGAAAAGGGGUUAAAGUCUAUGGUGGUUCAAGGAGUGAAGAAUCCUUUGGUCGACCUCCUGAUGUUGGAGGAUAAAACAUUAGACGAGGGUUAUGGAAUUUAUGCAACAUUGCCCUCAACUUCCAAUUCGAACCGGUCGGUGAAGGAGAGCAGCAACUCUGCCAUCAUAAAGCGGUUCAACCAUCACAGUGCCAUGGUGCUGGCAGCCGGUGCAGGGAAGAGGGAGACACCAGCUGACCAAGCCAGUGAGACGAGCAGUACAGAUGGAAACUCGAGGGAUUCUGACUUCUUCCAGCCUGCUGUGAAGAAGGUUAAAUUAAAAGAAGCCAUAGAAUAUGAAGAUCUGCAAAGGGAAAACAGACCAAAAACAGUCGCGUUAAACCUCAAGAAGUUGGACAGGUAUGCUCAUGGUCCAGUGCCACUUCAGUCCCAACAGUAUACGACAAGCCAGGAUAUCAUCAACUCUGUCAACUACAUCCAACAUGAGAUGGUCAAUUACAAACCCAACCUCACUCAGGUGUUGUCCAGCACAACAGCUAGUUCUGCCAUCGCAGCGCUUUCUUCAGGUGGCGUCCUCAUGCAGGCAGCAACACAGCAGGCCAUUAACCAGAUGAUACCUUCUGAGGUUCAAGGAGAGUUGAAGCAUCUUUAUGCAGCUGCUGGAGAGUUGUUGAGACACUUCUGGUCCUGUUUUCCUGUAAACACACCAUUUAUGGAGGAGAAGGUGACGAAAAUGAAGUCAAACCUCGAGAGAUUCCAGAUGACCAAGCUGUGUCCUUUUCAGGAGAAGAUUCAGCGUCAGUACUUGAGUACAAAUCUCACAGGGCAUUUGGAGCAGAUGUUGCAGACCGCCUACAGCAAGUUCCACAUCUGGCAAACCCGUCGCAUGUUGAGGAAAACCUGAGGCCUGAUGUUUUGUCGAAGAGAGGACAAGGAAGAGAUUACAGUACACGGACACGUGACCUGAGAGGGUCUCUAGACUGCUGUGUAGGGACCACAGCCGGAUGGGACACACAGGUUUAAUGAGGAUCUAGAAUGGACGCUGCUACAUCCCAAACUGUUCAACCGAGACUAACUGCAUCUCGGUCACAAUUAUCUAUCAUUUGAUUCUUUCUCUUUUUGUUUUCUCAAUAGUUGAGAGAUGUGUGUCUACAAUGGUUAAAUGGGACUUUUUAAAAUGUGAUGUGACCAAAUGGAAAAUACGAAAUGGCCCUCAGGACAACAGGCUGAUGAGUGCCAACAUGCGUUUCAUCAGUGUGUGAGCAGAGGAAGAGACUUUGGUGUACGAGGAGCCCCUCUGAGCCCGGGGUCGGUCAAAAGGUGAAAUGAAUAAAGCAAUACUGUAAAAACAUUUGGCACCGAGUGCAUUAGUGUAUGUGUGUGUGGCUCAAAUCACACCGUUACUGGUUUGUAAUGUCUGCACCUUUUUAUUUGCACUGAAGACACAAAUGUCACUGCAUUAAAGUGACCUUUUGUUCACGCCCCUUUCUUUUGGAACUUCAGUAUUUCAUUAAAUCCAUACAUUCACUUGUA